This is a messenger RNA of Desarmillaria tabescens, 3152 nucleotides long. RefSeq lists its product as uncharacterized. Bases 172 to 3066 code for a protein of 964 amino acids. Lineage: Eukaryota; Fungi; Basidiomycota; Agaricomycetes; Agaricales; Physalacriaceae. The transcript has 5 exons. The record is from RefSeq and is a predicted model, not a curated record.
UCUAAGAAGAAUAUUCAAACGGGCGAACAAUGAUUCGGACACAUGCGGCGGAAAUACAGCUCCUCCGUCUCUUGCGUAUUCCGAUUCCAGUGGAGUCGCAGACCCUGGAAAUCAUUUGUGCUCGAAGUUGUCUUAGAAUGAGAUUUCGAGGGCUGCUGGCAGCGCGAAGAAAUGAUUUUAGAUCUUUCUCCUUGGAUCAUUCUGAGGGUACAUCAGGGUUCAGUUAUUUUAAUCUUGAGAACAGUAGCUAGUCAUUGGUUCACGAAAACAAUGGAAGAAAAUCAGCUUGAGAUUUAUUUUUCGAAUUCGCGGAUGUCCAAAAAAGUCAAUUCGUCAUUUCUGGCAAAGUACUUACUUGGCGACGACCACGAGCAAGCCCUCCUUGUCUCUUACCGCCAUCUUCCCCUCAGCAGACCGUCGGGAAUGUCUGCAAACUGUCCACCGCAGCUUCACCUUACUCUACCGGCGAAUGCGACGUCCUUCAAGCGGUCUUUCGAACAAUUCGGAUUCGACUUGGAGAGUCCCACGACUGGCAAUGAUGUAGGGUCGAGCUCGACGGACAAUGGAGGACGCAGGGACCGUAACAAACGUGCAAGGAGUGCGAGCAGUGUUUCUGCCCACAGCAUUUCCUCGAGCAGCUCCAGAUCCUCUACCGUCGUCUCUUCUGGCGAGACCAGCCCGUCCGGCAGCGAGCCAGCCCCUACCGUCGAACAAGAACCAGCAGUUAUACCGCCUUUACCACCGCGAUUGCCUACACCAGUCAUCCAGGACAUUGAGAUGCCCCAUUAUCCUUUGACGGUGGAGUCAUCAACCUCAAUGUCCGCAGAGGACUCCCGAGCGAGUAGGAACGGGACCGGAAGCCGUGGCGAGGACGAGGACCCUUUCAGUCUCACGCUGCAGCGAUUCGGCGAGUUCGAUACCCAAAUUUCUGUUCUGCGCCACUCAAGGACACCGUCAUUGCCACGAACCCCAACACCUCCCCCGACUUUGCCGCCUCUUUCUCUUGCAGAAGAACAACAACCUGUAUCUAUUCCAUUUCUGUUACCAUAUGACGCUUCAGACGUUCCAGAACCGCCACAGCCAAAUCCGCCUCGACCUUCGUCUCCCCGUUCUAAUAGGGCUGCUUCCAGCCAAAGUCCAGUUGAUGGUGAUGAAAGACCCCCAAACCCCACCUCAGAUCCGACCUCUCGCCUGAGUCUGCCUUCCACUGAAUGGAUUCGCUUCAGUGAUGGAUUCGAUUUCACUUCGUCUCAGUUGUCCUCUUUAGAUCUUACCUCUGUAUUUCGGGAUAUCGAUGAAACCAACGCGUCAGAAGAUGCAUCAGGCUCUCGGGGAGAUCGUUCCAUGGAAGAAGACAGACCCGCACUUGGACCACUCCUUGAUCGCGCUGCAUUUCGCAGAGCUAUGAAUAUGCGCCCAUCUUCAUCUCAAACCCGUCGUCAAUCUGAAUCUGCCUAUUCGUAUCUAGAUCGCGCGCUGGAGAGAUGGUUUGAGGAGCAACCCUCACCUUGGGACGAAGACGCUCUUUUAUCAGCAGCCGCUAGGGACCGAAGGUCUUCGGAGGAUCAACCCUACUUGGAGCUGCCACCUCUUACCGACCCUCUCGAGAACAACUCACGAUAUAUCGAGCAGGGAUUACUGGAUCCUCGAGAGUCUGAAUCCGAUCAAGAGCGCGGCAGGCGCAGAAACACCCAAACGGACCUUCCGGGCUGGCUUGAUAUCGAUGAGCGCAUCUCAGAUUCAAUGUCUAGAAGACCUUCUCGCUCUCCAGUCAGGUCUCGCUUAGCUACUGCACACUCUGAAGAUUCGUUACGGUCAUUAGCAGGUUUUAGGCCUUCCUCCCGUUCACAUUCUCCAUCUCCAGUCGUUCCAACACUCCGACGUCUUCGAACUCGGGCAUAUGGCUCUUAUUCCAGACCCGGAUCAUCAAACUCUCUCAUAUCUGAGAGUGCAUCCGAAAUACGGAGGCGUAAUGCUCACGCUGAGUUAAUGGAGCGUCUUCAGAGCGAUGUCCCUCGGCCCGAGCGGGAACCCGACUCCGAUGAUGAAUGGCAAGACUUAGCACUCCCCCAGGAACGGGGCCGCUUCUCAAUCUCAAGGCGUGCAGACGCCUGGUCUGAACUUUUUGAUCGGGCCGAGUCUAGUCAGGAGGACCUCGCUUUUCCUCACCCUGUUCGCGUUUUACCGAAUUAUCCUUCACCAGAUCGUACAAGAGGCACCAGCACUACCGAUGCAUUGAGAGAAAGACGUCUCGCAUAUCUUUUACGAAGGGGUUAUGAUUCGUCGUCUUAUAAUAAUACCUCCACAUCCAGGCCCCCUCCUUCUCACAGUCCGGUCCGGCGGUCGUCUAGCUUGAAUAAUCAUCCUUCGCGCCCAUCAGUCGAUGAGUAUCAGCGUCAUGGCAGGGUGGUUCCUCGUCCUCCCGAACGCCACUUGUCAGUAGACUUCUUCGACUCGCGGUCAUCGACGAUAUCGGAUAUGGCGCGCGCCGUGACUCGCAACGAUCGGCAGGAAAACUCUCCUUUCUACAGCGACCCGCUUCUUUCUCGGCAACCUUCUGCGAACCCACCCUCAAUUCCGCCACCAGACCUUGGCGCCAUCUUCAUCCCGCACACUUCAGACUCUACUGAACCAGAGCCCUAUGGCCUACCACCUUUACCACCUGUCGAUCCCACAGUUUCUGAACUUUUGAACUAUGAAAGAGGAACAUCUCCUGAACGCCGUCCGCCCGCACCGACACCAUCAAGACAGAGCGCUGCUGCUCUCCGGCCAGAUACUAUAAGUAUCAAUCCCGAUGCAUUUGCUCCUGGACCAUUUCGUAAUACGAUGAUAUGGCAAGCUGAUAGGAUCAGAGCGAGACAGCAGAACGAGACAUCGCGUCCGCCGUCCAUUCCCCCGCUUCCAUUUGAAGAUGAUUUUCCUCCCUCGAGAUUAAGGACGGAGGAGAGGUCACAUCCUACGGUAUUAGGAUCGUUUCUCCCGAAAUCCUCCAGAACAUGUGAAUGCCAUGAGCGACCGGGUACCUCCACGCAGGUCCAACCUGUUCUACGGAAGGGCUGGUGUUGAUAGUUCUGCCCCUCGGCCUGCUUAUUCAAGGCGUGUGGUAGACGAGGACCCUCCCCGUCGUUCUCCGUCAGAUAUACACAGCUACC